ACGUGGAUGCAGGGACAAAAGGAAGCAAGCAGGAUAAAUAAGGUCCACACUUGGACAUCUGAAGGAUCUUGCUCAGCAAGGUUGCUGCAGAGGAAAAUGAGCAUGAGUUACCUAUUUUCGGUGUUUGUGAAGGAGCUGCCUGGCUACGUUCUCUUUGCUGGGAUCUUUAUGCCCGUGACUUUACUCCUACUGCUGCUAAUUGCCUACUUCAGGAUCAAAAUAUUAGAAGUUAAUGAGGAACUGGCCAUGGCACAAGACCCUGGAAAGGUCCUCCUGAAUUACCAUGGCCAGUGGCAGAAACCCAGGAGAUCUGGACAAAAAAUGAACAAAUGCAAGAACUGAAGGACAUUUAAGGGAGUCUCAUGUCUCAGGAAGCAAGCUUAAACCCAGUACUCAGCUCUGCAGGUUUAAAAAUAACCAGCUGUAGAUAAAUACCACAGAGGAAAACAAAACAGAGAGGAGAAAUUAGUGCUGUGCCGUUCAACAGCUGCUGCCGUUCAAAAAGGUCUUGUAACAGUUUUGCUUUCUCACAUGAGGCCAAGCAAGCAGUACUUCAUGCAACUCAUCGGACACCAGAGACCUCCUGCAACAUACUGUAUCAGUUCCCUUACAUGACACAGGAUUUGGAGGGGGGAAAGCACCUUGCUCAUUAGCCCUUCCCUAGCAUACUGAGAAGAAAGGUAUAUAACAAGCUCCUGAGAGAGCUGAGCUGACAUAUACAAGGAAGGCAGCCUUAUUAAAUUGAAGGUGCAUAAAUAGCAAGUUCAUAUCAAGCACUGACAUCUAGGAAAUUGAGAAGGGUGAUGAAGGGGAACUGGCUUUUUUUUAUUAGCUUGUACACUGUGGGAAAAAUUGCGGGUUUUGUAAAGUAUGCUUUCCAUAGAAUUUGGAAGCAAAAUGUAACAGCGAUGGGAAACAAAAGGACUUCUCUCUGCUGACUGCCCAUGACAAAUUUUGAAACCAUGAAAAGAUUAAUUAAGUCAGUAUUCUGUAAACCAGUUAUUAAUCUAGUUUAAGGACAAAUGGAUGAUUUUUCAAAUAAAAAACCCUGUAAAUAUA
Aquila chrysaetos chrysaetos is the source of this 1059-nucleotide messenger RNA. RefSeq names its product small leucine rich protein 1 (gene SMLR1). Bases 7 to 342 code for a protein of 111 amino acids. The transcript has 2 exons. NCBI's taxonomy places the organism in Eukaryota, Metazoa, Chordata, Aves, Accipitriformes, Accipitridae. The record is from RefSeq and is a predicted model, not a curated record.